Molecule: messenger RNA, 705 nt
Organism: Suillus bovinus
Lineage: Eukaryota; Fungi; Basidiomycota; Agaricomycetes; Boletales; Suillaceae
Exons: 5
Coding region: 1-705 (234 amino acids)
Cellular component (GO): signal peptidase complex; membrane
Molecular function (GO): serine-type endopeptidase activity
Source: RefSeq, a predicted model, not a curated record
AUGUUCUCAGAAGAGCUCAAGACGUUCCGUCGAUUAGGUUUUCGACAUUUUCUACUUCAAAUUCUCAACUUCGCCUCCGUCAUUGCAUCUGGCCUAAUGCUAUGGAAAGGCCUCGGCCUGAUUCUGAACACAGAAUCUCCAAUUGUCGUUGUCCUCAGUGGCUCGAUGGAACCGGCGUUUUACCGUGGCGAUCUUCUUUUUCUUACGAACCCUCCAGGCCAACGCUACCACACAGGUGAUAUCACAGUGUACAGGAUCCCUGGCGCCGAAAUACCCAUCGUGCACCGCGUCCUAGAGACCCGGGAUGUUUUCAUCCCAUUCGACAAUUCUACAGAAAAUCGUAUCAUCAAGAACAGACUUGCAAAGAGCAAACUUCCACCAGGGGAACACCAACUGAUGCUCACAAAAGGCGACAACAACCAUGUUGAUGACGUUGACCUCUACCGGGGCCUCGAAUGGAUCGACCGAAGACAUAUCAUUGGCAAAGCUUGCGGGUAUGUGUUUUUCGAUUUUUUUUCACUUGCAUGGCCUGACAUGUCUCUUUUCCUACUCAAUCUUCUAACUACACAUCUACUUUGCUCACACUUCAUGCCCAGAUUUGUUCCGUACAUUGGCUACGUGACAAUCGCCAUGAAUGAUUUCCCGCAACUUAAAUACGCGCUUCUCGGAGGUCUUGGGCUAUUAGCUGUGAUACAACGGGAGUAG